Messenger RNA from Capronia coronata CBS 617.96, 894 nucleotides. RefSeq lists its product as uncharacterized. Gene Ontology annotation, biological process: mitotic cell cycle; protein localization to kinetochore; kinetochore assembly. Gene Ontology annotation, cellular component: nucleus; chromosome, centromeric region. NCBI's taxonomy places the organism in Eukaryota, Fungi, Ascomycota, Eurotiomycetes, Chaetothyriales, Herpotrichiellaceae. Bases 1 to 894 code for a protein of 297 amino acids. The record is from RefSeq and is a predicted model, not a curated record. The transcript is spliced from 3 exons.
AUGGUAGACAACUCACAAGCGGCGACCUCGCUGCUGACGGAACACUUGCAAUACACUCCUUUGUCGCUGAUCGACGACAUCAUCAAUUCGGUAAACAAUUUUGUGUACCAAGGCGUCGGAAGUUUGGAAACCGGGCUGCUGUCUACACCACCAGAGAAACUUGGUUUCGAGGCAGUCAGAGACAACGAGCAAGAUGCGCCGGAAUAUCCAGCCGCGAAACAAGAGAUAGAAGAGGGCCUCCACAAACUCGAGACAUUGUUGAACUCUACCGUGGACAAGAACUUUGACAAAUUGGAGAUAUACGUCCUGCGGAAUGUCCUCUCCGUCCCAGCGGAUUUGGUUAAUUGGGUGCGCCUGAGUCACUACCAGAACAUUUCAUGGCCACCCUCUGAAAAUGCGCCUACGGCUGAAAGCAUCCAGCUCCUUCGUCGGAAAUUGGCCGCAUCACGAGCUGUGUCCAGGUCGUUAUUGGAAGAGCAUGCCCACAACGAGGCAUUACUCCAACAGCUUCGAGCGAUUGUAGGCCAGGGGAAAGGACACAGUACCAACGAAGACCUUUCAUUUCUGCGGAAUACACCGAAUUCUGACGCGCAGACACUGACCACCAACACCAAUUUUGCGGUCUCUCAACUACCUGCGCUCCGGGCCUUGCUAGCAGACCUUCGACCAAAGUUGAGGACAUUACAGGACUCUAACGCCGGACUUGCAGUGGACACCGCUAAGGACGAGGUUCGCGAAGAGCGUCGUGGCUAUAUCGAGCAAAGAACACGAUCACUGCUGGAGCGCAACGGCGAGAAUGUUGCCGAAAACGCUACAGUGGUUCCCGGCAAGCGAGUGGAUCCUGAGGAGGUCCAAGCUAUGGAGAAAGUUGCUUCUCUGUUCGACCCGGCAUGA